AUGGUCCUGAUCACUGCGCAAGAGCACAAAGACGAGGUCGGGAUCGGCAGGAGUGACAUGGCUCUGGUCAUGACCCGCCUGAAAGAUAUGGACGAGGAGGCACACAUCAUCGGGGAGCUCCUGCCCAGAAAGGAUGGUCAGGGACAGAUGCACAUCGCCGGGGAGGGGUGGAUGGCCAGGCCAGGCAUGGACGAGCUAUUGACCCUGCUCCAUGGAGCUUAUCAUGCUGAGGCCUGCCUCUUGGAGUUGCAGCCACACUUCAGCCAUCUUUCUUCCGACUCUUCCGGCAUGGAGGACGUCUUAAGAAUCUUACCUGGGCUCUGCUCGCGAGCCCCAGCAGAUGCUUUUCGGGAGUUGUCGAGCCAGGCCGAGAGCUGCACAGAAGCGGAGGUUCUUCUGGCAUCUGUGCUGUAUCGUCGGAAGAUCUCCAAAGGCCUCGUCUCAGAUGAGGCCGCCGCUGCAGGCGUCUUCCGACAUGCCACGGCCACAGCCCGGAGAAGCCACCUGGGCCUAGCGCUGCUGGGCUGCGCCUACUUGGAUGGUCUCGGGGUCCAGGCGGCAGAGCAGGGCAAUGCAGCUGCCAAGUGCUCCCUGAGCUACUGUUGCGAGAAGGGGGUGUGCUUGAAGCAAGAUCACGGGCGCGCCAAGGAGCUGUUGCAAGAAUCGGCAUCUCAAGGCUAUGCCCACGCUCUCUUCAAGCUCGGCUGUUGGUACCAAUAUGGCAUCCUGGGCACGGAGAUUCAGCUGCAGGAGGCCCACCGGCUCUAUGUCGAAGCCUCAAGACAGGGCCAUCCUGCAGGCAUGGCGCAGCUGGGGAGGAGCUUUGCAGACGGCGCCGGAGUGCCGGAGGACAAGGCUGAAGCUUGCCGCUGGCUUCGGCUUGCGGCAGACGCUGGCAACCCGGAUGCCAUGUACUGCUUGGCACUCGCCUAUCGGCACGGGGAUGGUGUAGAGGUGGACCUUUCAACAGCGACGGAGCUGUACCGCCAGAGUGGGGACCUGGGACAUCCACAGGCCCUUUACAAUCUCGGAUGCUGCUACAUGAACGGCACCGGAGUCCCACGCGACCCACAGGCAGCGGUGGAAUGCUACCGGCUUGCCGCAGACAAGGGCGACAUGGAUGCUCAUGUGAACUUGGCCAAGUGCUUGCUCACCGGGGAGGGGGUAACCACGGACCAGGCGGAGGCUCAGCGACUGCUGAUGGUCGCAGCAGACCACGGCCACCCCGCCGGAUGGGGCCGAGAGCUGCUGGCUGAUGCUGUGCCUCUGGCGAGUUCGAGUGGGGAGAUCAUUGCUUGUCAUCUUUGCAACGGAAAGGGAAACUGGGAAGACUACGAAGGGAUCUGCCACAGGAACCUCCUUGCCAGCGUUCCUCCCCCCUUCUCUCCGGCCCUUGUCCAGAGCAACGGCCAUGCCUUCGCACCGCCACCUCGUGGCGCCGAAAGCUACGUCGAGACUUUGUUGGAGAAGGCCGGAAGAGGGCCUUCGAUGGUUUAA
Messenger RNA from Symbiodinium sp. CCMP2592, 1497 nucleotides. The record is from the annotation of a GenBank genome assembly. Lineage: Eukaryota; Dinophyceae; Suessiales; Symbiodiniaceae.